Messenger RNA from Stomoxys calcitrans (stable fly), 1897 nucleotides. Its product is annotated as UBX domain-containing protein 7. The transcript has 2 exons. Lineage: Eukaryota; Metazoa; Arthropoda; Insecta; Diptera; Muscidae. The record is from RefSeq and is a predicted model, not a curated record. Gene Ontology annotation, biological process: proteasome-mediated ubiquitin-dependent protein catabolic process. Gene Ontology annotation, molecular function: ubiquitin binding. Gene Ontology annotation, cellular component: nucleus. Bases 119 to 1741 code for a protein of 540 amino acids.
UCAAACAAAAUCCUCGAAUAACGGAUGGAAAAAUAAAGUAACACAUUUUAUUGGGAAGAAAAAAAGUCGAAAAAAACCUAGCAUAUAACGAUUAUCCAAACAAAUUGGGAAAGUGAACAUGUCCCAAACGCCUCCAAGUGAUUUGGUGCAAAGUGUAUGUGAAGUAACUGGAACAAAUGAAGCUGAAGCCAAGCAUUUACUAGCUGCUUGCAACAAUGAUGUUGAGGCUGCUGUUGCACUCUUCUUCGAAGGAGGUGGCGGAGCUAGUCUUGGCGAGGGAGCUGAUGAUGCCGAGGCAAAUUUGCCGCUUCUGGAUGAAGAUGAGGAUGGGGUGCGGGCACCCAUAGCACCUAUUCGAGAGCAGUUGAUAGGACCUGAAGACGAUAACUUUUAUGCUGCCGCUCCACCACCACGAUUGAGGGCUUCAACAACGCGUCGUGUUAAAGUUUGCCCACUGCGAGAUUUUGCCCGAGAGGGCGCCCUAAUGGAAGAGCAAUUGGAACAGGCAGCUGAUGGCAGUGGCCUUGCCGCUUUGGACAAUUUGUACGAAGCUGCUUCGCACAGUCGUAGCUCAUCGCGACGUAAUCGCGCUGCUGAUAUGGUGGCCAGUGCUCAAAUGUCGGAACCGAAAAAAAGCCGCCUGGAAGAUUUGUUUCGUCCACCCACAGAUAUUGCGUUUGCUGGCAAAUUUUCCUCGGCCAGAGAUCGAGCGGAAGCCUUGAAGCAAUGGCUGCUAGUUAAUGUUCAAAGUGAUAAUUUCGAUUCACAGCUUUUGAAUCGUGAUGUGUGGUCUGACAAGGCAUUGCGGAAACUAAUGAAAAGACAAUUUCUCUUAUGGCAGGUUGAUGGUGACUCAUCCGAAGGCCGACGUUUUGUUGCCUUCUACCACUGUGCCAAACUACCUUAUGUGUGCGUAAUUGAUCCUCGUACCGGGGAGGAAAUGUGGAAGUGUACCAAUCCCAAACAGUCAACACUACUCAACGAUUUGAAACAAUUUCUAAUCGAUAAUAAAGAUUUUAGCCAAGAGCUCGAGGAGGACUGUGGUCCUUCGACUUCCUCUAGUAAUAAACGCUCAGCCACUGCCAUUUGCCUGGAUAGCGACGAUGAGGGUGGAACUGCUACAAGUAGCAGCAAAUAUAAUGCUGAUGAUGAUGGUAAUUCCAAUGCCAGCAGUAAUUCGUCUCUCAAAUCCUCGAGUAUUCCUAAGAAACGAAAUAAAAUUAUGGAAUUAUCCGAAGAUGAGCAGAUUGCUUUGGCCAUACGCAAUUCAAUGAACGAGAAUGGUGUUAGUAGUGGCAAUGGACGAAAGCGUAAAUCGAAUGGUAUAACAACAACUACAGUGAGCGAUGACGAAGAGGAGGAUGAUGAUGAGGCCGCCGAUGGGGCUAGCGAUUUUGGCAGCGUAGAAGAAUUCCAAGAAGACGAUACCAAAAGUGCCUGUGAGCGCACAUCCUAUGAAGAACAACUGGGCACGAAUAAGGACGUACUGACCAUGCUUAAAGUAAGACUUAUCAAUGCCGAGGGUGCCGACGAGGUGGUCCAACUGCGUUGGCCCUCGGACACAAAGUUGUUGGCCUUGCGCUCUUACAUUAGGCAAUGCCAUUCGCAUAUUCCAAAAAGUGGCUACAAGCUUAUAUGUGCUUUUCCACGCAAAGCUCUAGACUCAGAACAUGAUGCAUGUACACUAAAGGAGAUCGGUCUACACCCUUCUGCCAAUUUACACAUUACUUUAGACGAUUAAAAAUCCAUAUCGUGUUCGUUCGUUAAACUACUCCAUUAAAUAUAAGCAUUUUUUUAUUCUUGGUCUGAUGGUUCGUCGCAUUCAUCAUUCAUUUCGUUAAAAGAAAAACAAACAUUCAUGUCUACUUACUAUUUAAUUAAAUUAUUUACUGAUGUA